AUGGGGGGCUCGCGGCACCACCCCGAGCGCGCGGCCCGGCGCGUAUCGCUCCAGCAGCGCUACGAGGACGACGCCGCGCGGCAGCAACGCGAGAAGAAGCUCGAGCGCGGGGAGGACGAGCUCGUGCCCGUCGAUCUGAGGGACGACCCGAGCGUCCCGGACGAGUUCGUGAAAGAGCUGUCGUGCUACGGCGGCGGCGUCAAGUCGCUGACGCAAAUCACGCACCUUGCUCGGUUCGCGAACCUGCGAUCGCUGUGCGUGAACGGAUGCGCGCUGACGAGGAUGGACGUCGACCCGCUCAUGCGUCCGUGCGCGACGCACCUCGUGGAGCUCAAUCUGUCCUCCAACGCCAUCGCCGCCGUCGAAGGCCUCUGCGCGUUGCCCGCGCUGAAGCGGUUAGACCUGACGAACAAUCGCAUCGCGUCGUUGUCCGGCGUCGACGACGGCGCGCCUUUACUGGAGACGCUGAUGAUGCGGGAUAACAGGGUGCGGUCCCUGCACGCGUUGACGACGCCGCGGCGGGACGGGAAGCGUUGGGCGCUGAAACAUCUGGACGUUAGACGGAACCGCAUCGGAUCGUUCGCGGACGUCGCCGCGGGGCUGCGCGCGGUCGCGUCCCUGCGGUCGAUACGAUUCAAGUCGACGCCGGACUCGGACUCGACCGCGAGUUCGUUGGACGCGAUGAGCGUCGCGAGGAGCGGGAACGACAACGCGGUGUGCGCGAUGGCGAAUUAUCGCGACGCCAUCGCCGCCAUCGCGCCGUGGAUCGAAGAGUUGGACUCCGUCCCCAUCGCCGCGGACGCCGUCGCGCUCGAGCGGGGUGAAUCCGCGGUCGGGAAGGAUUUGAACGAGAAACGCGCGGUGAAGGAGACGGAGGCGGAGGUUCGAAGCGCGGGCGGCGGCGGCGGAGGCGCGAAGCCGGCGGCGUCGAAGUCGCCGAAGCGCACGCCGAAGAUCGACGAGGCGCUGCAACGGUACCGCGCGAGGUCCGGGCGGUCGAUCGACCUCCCGCCUCGGCGCGACCUGGAAUACGAAAAGGCGCCGGCGCGAGAAGAACCUGAACCGUCGCGUCGAAGCCGACGUCGCGAGCCGGAGCCGGAGCCGGAGCCGUCCAACUCGGACGCGUCCGGCGAGUCGUACGAGCUCACGCCCACGCGCGCGGUCUCGCGCCGCGAGCGCGCGUUCACCUCCCCGGCGCGCUCGCGGAAGAGCGUCCAGGUGGCCGUGGACGACCCCGCGGUCGUGGACCACGAGAUGCGACUCCAGCGGAUCGAACGGAAUAUCCUCCCGGUGGUGUCGGAAGCCAGGCGGCGAGCGGCGGCGACCGUCGCGGAGGCGGAGGAUGCCGCGCGACGACGCGAGGCGGGGACGCAAGCGACGAGCAGCGCCGCGGACGCGGACGCCGCGGACGCGGACGCCGCGAAUCGCGCGUCCAGGAAGAGGAAGGAGGAGGACGAGGACUCCUCCAGAGUCGCGAGGGUGUCGGGGGAGCUCGCGGCGUUGAAGAAGAGAGUGGAGGAGGUGGCGGCGGCGGCGGCGCCCGAGACGCGGGAGGAGCCCGCCGCCGCGGCGUCGGCCGCGGCGGCGACGGGUAAGCGAGAGAAGCGGGCGGCGAGCAAGGUCGUGCCGCCGCCGGAGCCGCCGAAGACGCGCCGCGGUCGCUCGGAGGCGAAGGCGGCGGCGGCGGCGGCGGCGACCGCCGCCGCGCCGGGGGCGCUGACGCCGGCGCCGGCGACGCGGGGCGGGGGACCACAAAAGAAGCCGAGCGCCGCGUCGUCGACGUCGUGGGCGGACAUGACCGAGGUGGAGGACGCGAGCGGCGCCGCGGUGGCGUCGAGUUCCGCGUUGGACCCGACCGCGCCGUCGUUCACCGCGCCCGCGGUGGUUUCAAAGGAGAAGAAGGACAAGAAGGAGAAGACGAAACCGGGAGCGAUCGAGACGACGGUGGCUUCCUACGUCGCCACCGCGGGGGCGCUGCCGCCGACGCCGUCGCCGAAAGACCGCGAGAUGCAGCGCGUGAAAGCGGAGCUCGAAGAAGCGAAGGCUGAGAUCGAGAUGCACGUGGAGGCGAUCCGGUGGCUGACGGAGCAAAACGCGGAGACGGCGUCUCGGCGCGACGCCGCGGACGCCGCCGCCGCCGCCACCGCCGCCGCCGCCGCCGCCGCGGAGGCGACGCUCGCGGAGGUCCGAGAGGAAGCGAGCGCGAACCUCGGCGCCAUGCGCGCCAUGCACGUCUCCGAGCUCGAGUCGAAGACCGCCGCGCUCGAGGCGGCGACGCGCGCGAAGGACGAAGCGACGCGGCUCGCCGAGGCGUCGCGCGCGAAACUCGCCGCCGUGGAGGACGAGUUCCGCGCGGCGCUCGGAGAGUUCGAGACGGAGCGCGCGGUCGGCGCGCGCGAGGUGGAGGAGCUCCGCGCGGUCGCGCGCGCCGCGGUCAGCGGGCGCAAAGACGCGGAAGCGCUCGCGGAGGAGCUCGCGGACGUGUGCGAGCAGCAGAGGCGAGCGCUCGAGGAGCUGUCCCGGGAAAAGCGGCUUCGCGCGAGAGCCGAGGACGACCUCGCGGCGGCGCGGAACGACCUCGGGGAGAUGCAGACGCGGACGCGCAAGGCGGAGAAGCGCGCGACGCUCGCGGAGGCGGGGGAGAAGGCGGCGAAGGAGGAGCUCGCGCGGAUCAGGGAGACGGAGCUGAGAGCGACCGCGGGGUUGAAGGAGGUUGACGCGAUGAGGGCGCAGAUGGAGUUGGCCAAGGAUAACGUUCGGAUCAAGGACGCGAUGUUGGAGUCGCAGUGCGAGCUCAUCGCGUCGCUUAAACAUGAAGCCGCGCGGAGCAAGGACGCGAAGGACGGCGCGGUGAACAAGGCUGCGGACGCGGAGCGUAAAUCCGACGAGAAGGCGCGACGCCUCGAAGAGGAACUCCGUCUGAUGCGCGCGGAUCUCGCCGCCGCGGACGCCGCCGUGGACAAGCUCGAACGCGACGCCGAGGACGCCCGCGUCGCGCGCGUCGCCGCGGAGGACAAGGCCGAGGCGAUGACGCGCGAGAUCGAAGAGCGCGACCAGAUGCUGUCGUACGUCAGCGGCGAGGUCGAGAACGUCAAGUCCCUCUUUAGCGAGCGCGAGCGAAAUCUCCGCGCCGAGCGCGACGAGCUCGCCGCCGCCGUCGCCGACCGCGACGCGAUCGAAGCCGACGCGCGCGCCGAGGCGAGACGCGCGCGCGAGGACGCGGUCGCGGUCAGAGCCGAGUGCGAGUCGUCCAUCGUCGCCGCGCGCGAGAGGGAGGCGGCGGCGGCGAAGCGGGAGCACGCCGCGGGCGAGCGCGUGCGGAGGAUCGAAGGGGAGAUGCGCGCGCUGUUGGCGGAGGUUGCGUCGCAAAAACGGCACUCGCGCGAUCGCGCGAAAGAGCUGGGGACGAUGCUGAAGGACCUCUACGCGUGA
Messenger RNA from Micromonas pusilla CCMP1545, 3432 nucleotides. RefSeq lists its product as uncharacterized. Gene Ontology annotation, molecular function: protein binding. The record is from RefSeq and is a predicted model, not a curated record. Lineage: Eukaryota; Viridiplantae; Chlorophyta; Mamiellophyceae; Mamiellales; Mamiellaceae. The coding region runs from base 1 to 3432 and encodes 1143 amino acids. The transcript has a single exon.